CCCCCUACUUCAUGCAGAGUUUGAGAAAAUGUCUUCAGAAAUGACAGGAAGUGUAGUAGGGAGUGAGGUGGAGCCCUUGGACUAUGGGAGUAUGGACACAGAGAGUAGUCCAUCUCCAUCUAGUUCGGAGAGAACAGUAGAAAGGGUGAGAGGAGAUGAGGUGGUGGAGGUUAGGGGGAACGAGGUGGUAGGGGUUGAGGGGGAUAACAUACCCAUCACUGUGGUAGAAGUAGAAGGUAAUGGGGAGAGAGGUUAUGAUGGGAGUGCAGAGAUAGUGGAAGAGGUAAAGCAGUACCGAUCUGAACUAAGGACCAGGGAUGACCUGUGCCACUUAGUAGAAACGUACGAGAUCUCUUCUCGGGUGUUAGUUAGGCCAGCUGGGGUAGAGGAGAAGGCAUGUUCUGCUCCUCGGGAUCAUUGGAUGCCCGUAUACUCCCAUUAUUUGUAUGCUAGGCUUAAGUUUCCAAUUCCCGAGUUGUUAAUAGGUUUACUGUUAGAUUACAACAUAGGGUUAACACAGUUGGUCCCCAACGCAAUGAGGGGAGGGAGUAGGAGGGAUAAAGGGUGGUAUUAUUUCACCCCUAGGGUAGAUAAGAAGGAGAGUAGGAUUUUAUUUACUGCGGGUCCUUCAUCCAUUAAGGGAUGGAAGGAAAAAUUCUUUUUUGUUGAUGAUACGGAGUGGGGGAAAGGGGAUGCCGAGGAAGAAGUGAAGAAGUUGGUGAGGAAGAGGGAGGAUGAAUUGAAUAUCAUGGACCUCACCAGCGCAGCAUGCAUAGAGGCUGCUGAGCUCUAUGGGCCAAGCGCUUUGAGUGAAGUUUUUGAACACUGCCGGAGGAAAGGCCAUCCCAAGAAGCCAAGGAAGAAGUCAAGGACUUCAACCAGGCAAGUGGAUGAGGGGAGAGCUGGGAAGGAGGUAGUAGCUACUGCUUCAGCUGAGACGGGGGAAGAUGUGCCACAACUGAAGAAGAAGGGUUGGGAAGAGAGGAGGGCACUAGAGAAGAAGAAGAAGGUGGUGGAGGAAAAGGGGAGUGGGGUGCCUGAGUUCGUACCUCAGCCUCCUCCUGUUGAGCUGAACCCUGAGCUCAGACGGUUGGAGAAGGGGGCUGAGGUACGAGCUCCUGGUAAGGGAAAGGGCCCUGUUACCCCGGCGGUGCCUCAGAGCAGCCUGUUCGAGGCGAAGAACAUGAUGGGGGCUAGGUGGUUUAUCAACAACACCUUCCCCGAAGUAGACAAACGCCACGCGCGAGAGGAGGCUCUGAGGUACGGAGGAGCUUUUGUGGUGAAGCACGUCCUUGAGAGCGCGAGCUGGGUGAAUGGUCUAGCCCAGGAGUUCAGGGAGGGUGUAAAGGCGCGCGCACUCUUGCAGACAGAAUUUCUGGAAUUUGCACUUCAACUCGGCCACCAAGGCUACAUACUUUACCAUCACAGGAUCAACAACUUCACAGAUUGAGUUAAUUUGGUUUACCACCAACUGGGAGUCACUGUAGACUUGAAUUGUUCUGAUUUUCAACUCCAAUGCUAGUUGUAAACCAAGUAGUAGGGCUUCAUAUUCAACCAUGUUAUUUGUUGCAUCGAAAUUGAACUUCAG
Rubroshorea leprosula is the source of this 1588-nucleotide messenger RNA. The record is from the annotation of a GenBank genome assembly. Lineage: Eukaryota; Viridiplantae; Streptophyta; Magnoliopsida; Malvales; Dipterocarpaceae.